ACAGAGCAACAGGGCGAAACAGGGAGCAAAUGAUGGAAACACUUAUCUGCUUAUCUGCUGUACUUGCAUUGUGUCCCGUCUCUUCCCUCGAUGCUCGCCACUACCACUAUGUCUAUGAGGAGAAGAACUGGACUGAAGCUCAGAGUUACUGCAGAGAAAAGUACACAGACCUGGUUACUAUGGAAACCAUGGAGGAUGUGAAGAUGCUGAAUGACCUGGCGGAUACAAGCAAACUGAAAGCUGAUCAACUGGUCUGGAUCGGGUUGUACGAUGACAUGAACAGCUGGAGGUGGUCGAUGUCUGACAGAAAGGAGACAGAGUUCACAAACUGGCAAAGUGGGGAGCCAAAUAAUCUCGAUGGUUACGAAUACUGUGUCGAAACUGACCCUUAUGCUGUCUGGAAUGAUAAACCUUGUUUUGCAGCCAAUAAACCAGUGUGUGCUGAUGUCACAGGGCAGACAGUGACAUUUGUCUUCAUCAACAUCACCAUGAACUGGACCGACGCUCAGCACUACUGCAGAGAACACCACACAGACCUGGCCAGUGUGAGGAACAUGAUAGAGAACCAGAAGAUAAAGGGUGUGAUACCUGCUGGUGAAUAUGUCUGGAUUGGUCUUUUUAGAGACUCCUGGAAGUGGUCGGAUGGAAGUAAACUCUCAUUUAUGAACUGGAAUAAAGAUGAACCAGAUAACUCAGGAGAGAAUGACACAUGUGCAGCAGCAGGCGUGAAGAACUCUGGGAAAUGGGAGGAUGGGAACUGUGUCAUCAAGAGACCAUUUAUUUGCUACAGAGCUGUUCCAAAGCAAGUGGUGAGACUGAAGUUGAUAAAACCCUCCUCUCUGGACCUGAAGGACCCCAUUGUCCUGGAACACAUGUUGGAUCAGCUCAAACAGAAGCUGAAGGAGCAGGGAGUGAAUGGAGACGUGAAACUCAGCUGGAGGAAGCAGUCGGAUGGAAACAUCUUCUACAAGGAGAAGACAGAGGAAGAGAAGACCACCCCAAACAAAAAUGAACUUUGAAUUUGAAUUUACUUUCUAAAAUUUCUGAUCUAUUUUGAAACUAUUUUGUUUGAGUCUUUAAUUUGUGGGAUUGUUUGUAGGAUUAACCCUGUUAUUAAUUAGAAGCUUUUCAUAACAUAAUUGUUCUCCAUUGUACUUAUACUUUGUUGUGCUUGUCUGCCCUGGGGGUCAUGUUUUGGGUCUCUGGAAAGCACCUAGAGACAACUUAUGUUGUAUUAGACGCCUAUAUAAAUAAAAUUGAAUGGAA
Cololabis saira (Pacific saury) is the source of this 1266-nucleotide messenger RNA. RefSeq names its product macrophage mannose receptor 1-like. The record is from RefSeq and is a predicted model, not a curated record. Lineage: Eukaryota; Metazoa; Chordata; Actinopteri; Beloniformes; Belonidae. The transcript is spliced from 6 exons. The coding region runs from base 30 to 1019 and encodes 329 amino acids.